Molecule: messenger RNA, 3282 nt
Organism: Cladophialophora carrionii CBS 160.54
Lineage: Eukaryota; Fungi; Ascomycota; Eurotiomycetes; Chaetothyriales; Herpotrichiellaceae
Exons: 1
Coding region: 1-3282 (1093 amino acids)
Biological process (GO): response to starvation; autophagy
Cellular component (GO): cytoplasm
Source: RefSeq, a predicted model, not a curated record
AUGCCAGCAUCUAACAAAGCAGUCUGUACCGCCGACUCCAAACACCCAGACAUAGGAGUCCCCAAAGCUGUGGCCGAGCAAGACACCAUUCCUUCAAGAGCAGGAAAGAAGAAGACAAAGAAUGCUGCUGCCCGACAGCUGUCUAGCGUCGACAAUGCCGACAACAGCACAGAGUCAGCGUCAAUGGGUCAAUCUCAGCUCCCGUUUUCCUCCUCAAACCCUCCACCCUCGAUUCUCGGCCAGAUACCGCAGACAUUCUCUCAAACCAGAAGGAGCAAUGCCUUCGAUGCCUUGAACGACGCGAACUCUUCUCAGAAGGUUUCCGACGAGCAUACUCCGCCAGUCGACCUCUGGGCUCGGAAUGCUGUCCACGGCAGGACCCCACCAGUCGAGCCCAUUCCAGGCCUGAACUCGUCCUCUUCACCGCCAUACGAGCCUGGUUUCAGCACUCGAGUCGCCUUCAAUGCUAGAAGUCCGCCGAUCUCCCCUCCCAUGCGCAACGCCCGUCCAGUGAGCUAUGGUGGAGGCAUUCCGGCCCUCCCGAGUCACCAUCGAAUGUCGACCUCACCUUACGGCUAUGGCAUCACUGCAUAUGGGUCUCCUCCUGCCCUGCCUCAUCUGCCUCAACAACACUUCUAUGGCGCCCACGAUGUCGACUUGGGUGUCUGCCCUCCACACACACCUCUGCCAGAACCGGCUCCCUUGAAGUUCACCCGCUUACCGGGCUCAGGAUCUGAGUUGCGAGACGCUAUUCUUCUGACUGUGGACGGGGAGCUGCAUCUUGUCAGUUACAAUGGGGAGAAAUUAGAACACAUUGGAGCCCUCCUCGGGGUGCAAGGCACCAUAGUUGAUGCCACGCUUCUUCCAUGGAAUACUGGCGAAGACCCCUUCUCGGCCCUCAGGCCUUUGGUGGCGCUCGUUGUCCAUGGGUCUGGGGCUCCACAUCCCGGGACAUCACCACCAACCGAAGACCGACCCUUCAAUGGGACUCCCUACAAGGUUCCGGAGACCAGAGUAGUGGUGUUUUCUCUAAGCAAGAGCUGUGAGGUGGCUGAGCUGUUGAAGGUGCCCACUGCUACGGGAGGUUUCCCAGGGGUCGCUACGAGUAGCGGGCGUCCAUCGUCCCUGAAGAUCCAUGCCAGCGGUAAUUUCGUUGUCGUCUCUUCUGGGGAAAGUGGCGAAAUCUAUGUUUUCGCCCUCCGAACAGGCAAGGAUUCCGGCGUCUUCGAAUGCCUGGGCAAGUACUGGACCACUCUGCAACCUCAUCUGCAGAGGAGAGAUUCCUCCUCUCAUGGGCCCGCGUCCGAUGCGGACAUUUCGCCCGCCGACCUUGCUCGUGGGAUCGAUGCCGAGAAUCCACCCAUUCUGAGUCUCAACGGGCGAUGGCUGGCAUUCUGCCCAGCAGGUACCUCUUCUCGAAGGUCUAUUGGUGCGAUCCUGGGUGAAUAUGUGGUCUUUGGCAAGAACUCGAAUGUCAACGCUGGGACUGCUCCCGCAAGGCCUCUGUCGAACUGCGAGGUCGAUUCCCCAGAUGUCGAUACUUUCUUGAGCAAAGUCGCAAAAGGAUUUGCGCAGGAAGCUGUCAGAGGUGCGAAGUGGAUCAGCGAAAAAGGCAUGCAGACAUGGCAAAAUUAUUGGAAGAAGGAUACAGGCAGUCCUAGCCAGCCCGCUCUCCAAUCCUCCAGCCCUCCAGCCUACUCUCCACACCUGGCCCUGGCUCAGUUUCCUCCUACGCAUGCAAUCGAACAACAUGGAGUAUCCAGGGACCCGGAGCUCGUCAGCAUCCUCGAUUUGAAAAUGCUUCAGGAAAGUCAAGGUCGAAAGGGAGCUGAGCUCAGUUCGGUGAUCACCUUCCAACCACCGGGUGGCUGUAGCUUUCUGUCUUUCACGCCAACUGGCCUAGGGCUCUUGACUGCAAAUCAUAACGGUGAUGUACAGUACAUAUGGGACCUGAUGCAGAUGAAAUACACGCACGGUUCACCAACUUCGACCUCGACUGAAAGCAACCGGGUGCGGCAAAUUGCACGGUACGAGCGCUUGAGCCCGUCUACUAUUGUCGACAUAGCGUGGGAUGGGCCAACUGGAUACAGAUUCGCUCUUCUCACCAAGAAUCGCACUAUUCACAUCUUUGACUUGCCGAAAACGUCCUUCCGUUGGCCACCACCCGCGGUCAAGAAGAGUCGGCCAACCUCUGCCCCCAUCGACCCCGCCCAAGGAAAGAUGGAACACGACCCUGCACCAGCGGGAGGUUUUCUUGCCUCGGCCAUGAGCCUUGCAGGUAGAACACAACCAAUGCUUGCAAGUUUGCGCGGAAGAGCCCCGAGUAUUAACGGUGGCCUGGCUGGAGCAACUCCAGUGGGUAUUGGCUUUGCUUCGACGACCAGCAUCAAAAGUGGUGGCAGGGCGGUAGCGGCGGGCCUUAGCAAGUCCCUGGGUGCUGCCUCUGAGACGGUCACCAGCAUACGGCACGCGAACCAGAGCAGGCUUCACCUGAGAAUCCUCGCACGCUCGGGUAUGUUCUGUUGGCUGCGACGUGACGGAAGGUCCAUAUUGUCCAUCCUGGACGACAAUAACGUCAAGAACUACUACGUCCGCAUGACCAAGCCUCGAGAAAAUCGCCAAUUGGAAACUGUCUCCGUUUUCGAUGCACGAAAGGCGGUUGCCACCAAAUUACCGAAGGCUGUAGACCUCACCUCCGGGCGACCACCGACAGCAUUCGCAGCUGAAUCAGAGGACAAGAGCAAUGAAAGGCCUCCUCUGCUUGGCUUUUGGAAACCUAGGCCUAGUAGAGAUGUUGGCUCGAGAACGCCCCACCCGCUGGCCUCGGCUGAGAUCGAAACCAAUUCUCCCUAUCAGCCAUUCCAUUCAGAUCGCAGAGUUACCAUAUCCUUCAACUCGGGACAAGCAACCUCAAUAAUCGAAGUUCGGCCCUCUGCCCAUCAAGGACGGCGCUCGAGUCCAGAGUCCUCAGACAGAUGGAUCUUCGGCGAGGAUAUCUCAUUCAGUACACAGAGCAUCAUUAAACCAAAUCUAAAAGAUGCGGAUGACAGCACUAACAUCCAACGUCAAACGACAAUUGUCUCGGCACAUACAAAUUUAGAUACAGCUCCCAUGCAAGCCUUCGAUGAUGACAUUCCUCAAGUCUUCAGCAGCACGAAGAAGAAAAAGGGCAAGAAGAAUAAUCGUGCUCAAGGACGAUUACUCGAGGAGCCGGAGGACAACACGGUGACCGAUGUGUCGUUCGACCCGGGUGAAGAUCUGCUAGGCGAGGAUCCUCUAUAG